AUGGGCAGCAAUUACAUCUACCUCUAUGACCGUUGCCUCGAGGCAAAACAAAACAUUAAAGUUUGGUCAUCAAAUGCUAUAGAUCUCUUUAGGAUAUCUCGAUGUCAAAUGAAGUAUAAUUAUAUGUACUCUCGUUCAAUGAAUGAUAAUUAUAUAGAGGUCCGGCAUAGUAAAGAAUGUGGUAGAUAUUUGGUAGCUGCUCAAGACAUUAAAUGUGGUCAAGUUAUCUUGCGUGAGAUGCCAAUUGCUCAUUGUAUCAAUUGGGGUGAUCAAUACGCUAGAAACAUAUGCCACAAUUGUCUACAUCUUUUCAUUGGCGGAGAGAAUAAUAAUAUUAAUAAUAAUAAGGAUGAUGAGCAAACAGAGAGUAGUCGUUUAGAAACAUGCACUAAAUGUAAACAAAUCAGUCUUUGCACCGAUUGCUGGGCUCUUAGUAGAGAUGCUGACGACAAAGAACAUUCAUUUCACUCUGACUUUGAAUGUCAACAAAUGCAAAGGUUGGCAUCGAGUGCGAUGUUUGACUACGACUGCAAGACACUUGCUAAACUCGCUCUAAGAGUGUCGGAUUCAAACAACUCUGCCGCUGAGCAACUAGUCAACAAUCAAGAGAAAUUCACUGCUUCGAGACUGUCCUCACUCAACAAAGUUAUUAAAUACAUAACAACAACAACAUCGUCAUCGUCAAAUAAAGACAAUGGCAAUAACAAUGGCAAUAAUGGAAGAGAUUUACAAUUGAUUCAGGAGAAACAACAAAGGAGAAUGUUAAACUUGAUGUGUGCACUGGAGUGUAAUACUCAUGAGAUUGGAAUCACCGUAGAUGAGUACAACUACUGUUCGAUUGGCUCUGCAGUCUACGAGAAAGCGUCGCUCUUUAAUCACUCGUGUCAGCCCAAUGUAUGUCGGAUCAAUCGUGCAGGAGAAUGGGGUGCUCUCGAGAUGAUAUCACUCACCGACAUUGCUGCGGGUACCGAGUUGGUCUACAACUACAUUCAGAUCUCAUUGCCAACAGAAGACCGUCAAUCCAAACUCUCUGAAAACUACUUUUUCGAAUGCAAAUGUAAUGGAUGUGUUAACAACACUUCUAUUUCCUCACGUCAAAAACAACAAAAACAACAACAAAAACAACGACAACAAAAACAAAGCAAUUCACAAAAAAGUUUUCUUAAAAAGUAUUUAUGUACAAGAGACACUUGUAAUGGUGUUUUGAUCACCGAUGCAAACGAUGCCAAUAAGCGACAAUCAUUUCUUAUUCACAUGUAUGUUGUUAGACUUUUUAAGAUAUCAUUGUUAGUUUAUAUAUUUAGAUCAAAUCAUUAUUAG
Molecule: messenger RNA, 1320 nt
Organism: Heterostelium album PN500
Lineage: Eukaryota; Evosea; Eumycetozoa; Acytosteliales; Acytosteliaceae
Product: SET domain-containing protein
Exons: 5
Coding region: 1-1320 (439 amino acids)
Cellular component (GO): nucleus
Molecular function (GO): protein binding
Source: RefSeq, a predicted model, not a curated record